CUUCGAUUGCUAAUGCAUAACUUGGUCAUUGGGACUAGUCUGUCGCUGUCUGCGUGAAGACUAGCUUCGUAGGUCUUGUGCCGUCGUGCCGGCCUCCGCUCUGCCCCGUCGAGUUUCUUGUUGCGUUUAUCCCUCUCCCUCUCUCUUUUCCCUUUCGGCUCCUUGCCGCUCGCCUACGGGGUCGUCGCCGAACGUCGACCCGAGUCUACGUGCCUAGUCGCCGCGACAUUAGGUCGAGAUCUCUCCCCGGGUGCUGACGCUCUGAACAAGAGUGUCCCCGCCGCCGCUACAUUGUCUCCCCCACCCUGGACUGCGCCGGCAGACUUCACGCGUGGGACGCCGAAGACCAAGACUACUGUCACCGACGGAAGGACCUAGACGACGGACUCUGGUACUGGGUACCGUGCGAGCAAAACCCCUGCCCGAACCGUCAUCACCGUCCUGCUCGGAUCAACUGGAACACCUUUUCGGACGAGUUCAUCCCAGUUCCUGACUCCCCCGUUGCUGAGUCGCCCACGACUCGAUCCCCCAUCCCCGGUACUCCGACUGACGAGCUUGAAGUAGCGCUACUCAUCGCGCUUCCCCCAUCCCCUAUCAUCCCCCCAACCCGUCCGCCGUCCGCUCCACCCAUCAUGGGACAACAAGGCGGACAACCGCAGACGACAGGCCCCGCCAACAACCCCCAGCAGGCCCAACCGGGCACCCAGACGGCAACGCAACCCCCGGACCCCAUGACGGUGUUACUCCAGUCGAUGACUCUCCUCACCCAGUCCAUGGCGCAGCUCGCAAACUCGACCACCGGGACCAGCAGUCUGAAGGCUAUUCAGAAGCCCUCCGCCUUCAAAGGCGAACAAGGAGGUGAGGCACGGCGUUUCCUGGCAGCGUUCACCCUUUGGGCCAUGUCCCAAGGUUCGACGCUCAACCAUGUCGAUGCCAUGGGCAACGCGAUCAGUGCGCGGGACGACCAGUGGAUUCGGGCGGUCCUCUCGUUUAUGCAGGACAGCGCAGCUCUUUGGGCCACUCCGGCGAUGGAGGAGAUCACGCAGGGCACCACCCCGCUCAAAGGAUCGUGGACCGAGUUCCGUACUCAGUUCAAGGCCCGUUUCGAGACGGUUGACGAGGCGGUCGACGCAAAGGAACGUCUCCGUACGCUAUGGCAAGGCACCAUGACCGUUCCGGAGUACGCCGCAUGGUUCAACGAGCUCUCCACCCGCACCGGCUACUCCAAGGCAGACCUCCGCGACCGCUUUUACGAACACCUUGCGGACUCCAUCAAGGACGAGCUGGUGCACAUGGCAAGGCCAAAUGCGUCCCUGGACGAUCUCAUCACCGUCUCCUCGGACAUCGAUGUCCGGCCCACGGCCCCGCUGCACACCACCCCCUUCGCGCCUCCGUCGAGGGACCCGAACGCAAUGGACAUCGAUGCAACCCGUGCGCGCAGAUGUUACGGCUGUGGGUCUACGGCGCAUGUUAAGAAGGAUGGCGGCCACGACCGGGACAUCUGUGGCUACUGUCGCUGCGUAGGGCACCGCGAGACAGUAUGCAUGGACAAGUUCCUGAAGAAGCCCCGCUCGCAGAAGCUCGCUGCCACGGAGGAGGGACCUGAGGAACCCCAGGUUGCAGCAUCGACGUCGACGUCCGCAGAUGCUGGAGCGACCAACGCUCUCAUCGCACAGCUCAUGGAGCAGCAGAAGGCCCUUGCAGACCAGCUUGCCUCCCUGCAGAAGUCUUUUUAGAGCGGGCGCGCGCGAAAGCUGCCGCAGCGGUGCCCUCUGGUACGACUACGGACUCUUCGCCUCCCCAGAUCCCUGACCCCUGCCUGUACGAUAGUAUUAGUUCGUGUAUCAUUCCCGAAUUGAACCCAUCUAGCUCGCAUUUCCGCGUCAGUGUGAUUCUUAAAGGCAGAAACCGCAGUGUACGUUCCGCAGCUAUGAUAGACAGUGGGGCAACAGCCCUUUUCAUCAGCCACCGUUUCGUAAAGAAGAACAACGUUUAUUUACAUAGGCUAGCUAGAGACAUUCCCCUCUACAACAUC
This is a messenger RNA of Dichomitus squalens LYAD-421 SS1, 2035 nucleotides long. RefSeq lists its product as uncharacterized. NCBI's taxonomy places the organism in Eukaryota, Fungi, Basidiomycota, Agaricomycetes, Polyporales, Polyporaceae. The record is from RefSeq and is a predicted model, not a curated record. The coding region runs from base 633 to 1736 and encodes 367 amino acids. The transcript has 3 exons.